Helianthus annuus (common sunflower) is the source of this 1711-nucleotide messenger RNA. Its product is annotated as 7-deoxyloganetic acid glucosyl transferase. Gene Ontology annotation, molecular function: UDP-glycosyltransferase activity. Lineage: Eukaryota; Viridiplantae; Streptophyta; Magnoliopsida; Asterales; Asteraceae. The transcript is spliced from 3 exons. The coding region runs from base 186 to 1613 and encodes 475 amino acids. The record is from RefSeq and is a predicted model, not a curated record.
AGUCCUUUUACCCUACCCUCAAAAUAAGGAACCCAAACACCCUCUAAAUGUAAUCGUGGUGCCUUGACCAAGGGAGACGACUAUUUAGUGAAUUCUGGUCUUAAUCGAACAUCUUCACAUUUUCAAUUACAUUAAUCUGGUGCGUGGAAUCUCCAGAGCCACAAACAACACACUCGAGAAACGAUAUGGAUCGAGAAACACUCCCACCUCAUGUGCUAAUAUUCCCCUUGCCAUUACAAGGUCCUGUUAACUCUAUGUUCAAGUUAGCCGAGCUUCUAUGUCUCUCGGGUCUCCACGUCACGUUUCUUGUCACUGAUCAUAUCCACACCCGACUCCUCAAGUAUUCCAACAUGCAGUCCCGCUUUGAUGCUUACCCUGGUUUCCGUCUAGAAACAAUAUCAGAUGGCCUUCCGGAAGACCAUCCUCGAUCUGGGGACCGCCUUAUGGAAAUGUUUGACUCUUUGAAAAUAAAAAACAAGAUCCUUUUUAAAGAUCUCUUGACGUCUAGCAAACUGAAUUCGGAUUCACGCAGACCUGUAACGUGUAUCAUUUCUGAUGGGAUUAUGGGGUAUACUUGUGAUGUGGCUAAGGAUGUCGGAUUGCCGAUUAUAUUUGUCCGUACUAUCAGCGCUUGUUGCCUGUGGGUUUUCUUUUGUCUUCCGAAGCUCAUUGAAUCUGGUGAACUCCCAUUUGCAGAUGACGACUUGGACACACCGAUAAAGAGUAUACCGGGUAUGGAAGGGUUCUUUAGGCGGCGUGAUCUUCCAAUGUUUUGUCGUUCGGGUAAUUUGUCAGACCCGAAUGUGAACCUCUAUCUACCGGAAAUCACAGAAAACCCAAGAGCCCAUGGGCUUAUACUCAACACAUUUGAUGAUUUAGAGGGUCCGAUACUUGACCAAAUACGCGCAUUCUGUCCAAAUCUAUACACAAUUGGCCCACUGCACUCCCAUCUUAAGUACAAGCUAGCGGGUCAAUCAUCCUCAUCACUGCCUUCUUCAAACAGUCUGUGGAAAGAAGAUAUGAGCUGUAUUACAUGGCUGGACUCACAACCGACGAAAUCGGUUCUGUACGUUAGCUUCGGAAGUCUUGCGGUAAUGACAAAGGAGCAAUACAUGGAGUUCUGGCACGGGCUGGUGAACAGUGGGUCUCGGUUCUUAUGGGUCAUACGGCCCGACUCGAUUACCAGUGAUCCUACCGAUAUCCCGUUGGAACUAUCUAAAGGUACGGAAGAGAGAGGGUAUAUAAUCGGGUGGGCUCCACAGGAGGAGGUCUUGGCCCACAGAGCCGUCGGUGGGUUUUUAACACACAGCGGAUGGAAUUCGACUCUCGAGAGUGUGAUCGAAGGUGUGCCGAUGAUUUGUUGGCCGUAUUUUUUAGACCAACAAGUGAAUAGUCGGUUUGUGGGGGAAGUGUGGAAGUUGGGCCUGGACAUGAAGGAUACUUGUGACAGAGUGAUUGUCGAGAAGACGGUGCGAGAAUUGAUGGAAGAUCGGAAAGACGAGUUUCGGAAGUCGGCAGACGAGAUGGCGAAACUCGCUAAACAAUGCUUGAUGGAAGGUGGAUCGUCAUAUGGUAAUUUAAAGCGUCUAGUUGAAGACAUCAAAGCCAUGUAAAUGGACAUUUCAAUCUUUAUUUCAGUUUUGUAACAGAACCUGAACCUUGUAAUGUUACAUUUAUUUUAAAAUAAGUAAGAACCUUAACAGUUAACACA